AUGAAUAUUCAACGUAAAGUCGCCAUCGUUACCGGUGCAUCCUCCGGAAUUGGUCGUGCAAUUGCGAUUCGCCUAGUAAAUGAAGGGGCCAAAGUCGUUAUUGCUGAUAUUAACGAAGAUGCUGGCAAUUUAUUCGCAAAUGAACUUAACACCAAUAAAUCGGAAAUUAUCGCAAUAUUUCAUAAAACUGAUGUAAGUAAAUGGAAGGAAUUGAUCAGCCUAUUCGAUAAAACUAAAGUGACGUUUGGAAAAAUUGACAUUGUGAUUAAUAACGCUGGUAUUGUUGGACAACCCAAUGGAAUGCUGGAAGAUUCAUUAGAAGAACCCGAUUUUGCAAGAACUUUAAAUAUUGACCUUUUGGGUGUAGCUUAUGGAGGUGUUAUAAUUAACACGGCUUCUGUUGCAGCACUUUAUCCAAUAUUUAACGUUGCAGUUUAUGCGGCUGCUAAAGCUGGUGUUGUUAGUCUAACUAGAUCAAUGGCACAAGUUAGUCAAUUAUUCGGUAUUACUGUUAAUGCUGUAUGUCCGAGCGUUACCGAAUCGGGAUUGACGACUAAAGCAAUUGGCUUUCUUCCUGAGCAUUGGUGGUCACCUGUUAAUUUUGUUGUUGAUGCAUGUUUUAAAUGUAUUUAUAAUCCAAAAACAAACGGAUCGAUUUUUUCAGUUUGGUAUGAAGGAAUAAAAGAGGAGAAAUUUGAGAAAUACCACACUGUAUUUGAAGAAAUGUUACAAGGAGAUUAUCAAAAUUUUCUGAAAACAAAUAAUAUAAAUACGUGUUAA
This is a messenger RNA of Funneliformis geosporum, 780 nucleotides long. Lineage: Eukaryota; Fungi; Glomeromycota; Glomeromycetes; Glomerales; Glomeraceae. The record is from the annotation of a GenBank genome assembly.